AUGGCCAUCUUCGACGCGGAAAAGCGGCCUCGCGGACUGCGCAUGCCGUCGUUGUCCGCCAUGAAAUCCGGCAACGCGGCUUCCAAGUCACAAUUCACCCUACAUAGCAUGCACAGCAUGCACAGCAAGAAGUUCUCCGAGCUCUACGAGAACGACUUGCCGGCCAUUCCUCCACCUCACGCCGCAAACAUUCACGAUUCCUCUCCGCCACCACCACGCCCGCCUCCUCCACCCAGCAAGGAACUGCCACCAACGCCAGGGGAGCAGCCACUGCCCGCCGCGCCGCCGUCGCUGCCAGAAAAAUCCAUGAGCCCGCCCGCUCCCCCUUCCAAGACCCCGCCGACAGGUCUGCGAUCUGCUAAUGCGCCCGCUCGCAAAGCGCCGGCUGCGGGUAAUGCGUUCGCAAUUGAACAAGCUGCUGCUGCUCGUCCGCCGCCUUCACGUCCAACGCGAUCUACAGAUCGUCCAGCGCUGGAGACCUCUCCACCGCUCCAGCCACAAUCGGUGACCCUCUCUCCCUCUGCGAGCGAGCAGUCUGUUCAGUCGGUGCGCGCUGCUCCGUUGCCACCUGGGCGAUCUACAGAUCGACUUACACUCGAUUCACCGUCUCAGUCAAAACCACUGCCGCAACCGCAAUCGCAAUCGCAAUCGCAAUCACAGUCGCAAUCGCAAUCCCAGCCACAGCUACAAACACAAGCGCAGCCAAAGGCAAAUCCACUGCCUCAGCCGCAACCCCGAGCGCAAUCUCCACCAAAGCCACUCCCCCAGCCGGAGCCUCAAGCUCAAGCGCAGCCGAAGCCACUCCCCAAGCCGCAACCUCCAACACAGUCGCAGCCCGCGAAACCUGCUCCCGCGGAGCCACUGUGUAGCGGCUCUAUUACAGCACUAGAAGACUUCAAUCUCUCCCCCGAGGCAAUGGGAAUGGGCGACCCAUUUGACAGGACAUCAAGCGACGAACCAGGCCCUGUGCCGGACACGCCGCCCGCAGAAGUGGAGAUUCAGCCAGCACCGUUGAAACCAGUGCAUUUCCUCUGCUUCCAGGAGCACCGCGCCAUGCCCGUGUCCCAGAACGGGUGGCAUCCCGUGCCCUGUAUGGCGUGCCAAAAGCGAGACACAGAGAUCCGGCAUCGCUGUGUCUUCUGCGAUCUGCGUAUCUGCGAAGGUUGUUACAAGAAGCUACAGCAAUGCAAACGGAGGUCGUUGCAGGAGAUGAUGGGUAGCUUGCAUUGA
Molecule: messenger RNA, 1230 nt
Organism: Penicillium riverlandense
Lineage: Eukaryota; Fungi; Ascomycota; Eurotiomycetes; Eurotiales; Aspergillaceae
Exons: 1
Coding region: 1-1230 (409 amino acids)
Source: RefSeq, a predicted model, not a curated record